Messenger RNA from Closterium sp. Naga37s-1, 1800 nucleotides. The record is from the annotation of a GenBank genome assembly. NCBI's taxonomy places the organism in Eukaryota, Viridiplantae, Streptophyta, Zygnematophyceae, Desmidiales, Closteriaceae.
AUGGGGCGCGGGAAGAUCGAGAUUCGGAAGAUUGACAACGCGACGACGCGGCAAGUGACCUUCUCGAAGCGGCGCAAUGGGCUGCUGAAGAAGGUGCGCGGGGGGGUGCUGAAGAAGGUGCGGUGGGCGGAUGGGCGUGGUGGGUGCCGGAGAGAAGGGGGCGGAAGAGGAAGAGGAGGGGAAAUGGGGGAAAGGUUGGGUCUCCCGCACCCAAAUGUGCACUUCCUGCGCGCUGCUCCCUUCCCCUGCGCGGCGCCCAUCUCCGUGCACCCAUCCUGCUGCGCUGCGCCUUCCCUGCGCCACCCCUUGCGCCCACCCCUUGCUCCCACCCCUGUGCGCCCACCCCUGUGCGCCCACCCCUGUGCGCCCAACCCCGUGCGCCGACCCCGUGCGCCCACCACCUGCGCCCACCCCGUGCGCCCAUCCCGUGCGCCCAUCCCCUGCGCCCACCCCGUGCGCCCACCCCGUGCGCCCACCCCUGUGCGCCCAUCCCUGUGCGCCCAUCCCUGUGCGCCCACCCCUGUGCGCCCAACCCCGUGCGCCCACCCCCUGCGCCCACCCCCUGCGCCCAUCCCGUGCGCCCAUCCCGUGCGCCCACCCCGUGCGCCCACCCCGUGCGCCCACCCCUGUGCGCCCAUCCUUGUGCGCCCACCCCUGUGCGCCCACCCCUGUGCGCCCAACCCCGUGCGCCGACCCCGUGCGCCCCACCCCCUGCUCCCACCCCAUGCGCCCACCCCGUGCGCGCAUCCCGCGCCCACCCCGUGCGCCCACCCCGUGCGCCCACCCCUGUACGCCCAUCCCUGUGCGCCCACCCCUGUGCGCCCACCCCUGUGCGCCCACCCCUGUGCGCCCAACCCCGUGCGCCGACCCCUUGCGCCCCACCCCCUGCUCCCACCCCAUGCGCCCACCCCGUGCGCGCAUCCCGCGCCCACCCCGUGCGCCCACCCCGUGCGCCCACCCCUGUGCGCCCAUCCCUGUGCGCCCACCCCUGUGCGCCCACCCCUGUGCGCCCACCCCUGUGCGCCCAACCCCGUGCGCCGACCCCUUGCGCCCCACCCCCUGCUCCCACCCCAUGCGCCCACCCCGUGCGCGCAUCCCGCGCCCACCCCGUGCGCCCACCCCGUGCGCCCACCCCUGUGCGCCCAUCCCUGUGCGCCCACCCCUGUGCGCCCACCCCUGUGCGCCCACCCCUGUGCGCCCAACCCCGUGCGCCGACCCCUUGCGCCCCACCCCCUGCUCCCACCCCAUGCGCCCACCCCGUGCGCGCAUCCCGCGCCCACCCCGUGCGCCCACCCCUUGCCCAUCCUCUGCGCCCGCCCCGUGCGUCCAUCCCCUGCACGCAUCCCUUGCGCCCAUCCCCCUGUGCCCACCCCCCUGUGCCCACCCCCGUGCACCCCCUAUUCCCCCCUCCCCUCCACUCCCCCCCGCGCUUUCAUCCCCCGGCAGGCGUACGAGCUGGCGGUGCUGUGCGACGUGGAGAUCGGCGUCAUCAUCUUCUCCGCCACCGGCAAGCUCUUCCAAUACGCCAGCACCAACAUGGACGCCAUAGUGGAGCGGUACCGGCGGCUGGCGGUGGAGGAGCGGCAAGGACACCGCCCGCCGUGGACAAGCAGCAGAACCCCCCCAGAGCGCCGGCCUAUGCCCACCGGCCGCUGCAAGCACAGCAAGGAGCGGCCGGGCGAGCAGCAAGCGAAGAGGCUCCAGCUGCAGCAGUUGGAAGGGCAAGGCCAUGGCCACGCCACAGGGAAUGCUCGAGGCAGCAGAGCAACAGGAUCAACCGCGCGACUUGGAGGUUUCAAG